GACAAGAUAUAUAUAUAUAUAUGGUUAGCAGCCUUAGCUAGCUACUUGAUUGCCAAUUAAUUAACAAUGGCAACUGAAAAUGAUUGGGUUAUUAACGUUGACGAUUCCAAUGACUGGUUGAAAGCCAUAUUGGGUAACGAAGGAAAGUCGUUGCAAAUGCAAAAGCUGCUGCUGCCAAAGGUUCCCCAAUUGUGUCGACGAUCCAACAAGGAAUCCAACAAGGAAUGCUACGAUCCCAUGGUUGUCUCAAUUGGUCCCUAUCACCACGGGAAUUCAAAGCUCCAGUCAAUGGAGAAGUUCAAGAUUGUUUUGGCUCGACACUAUGUCGAGGCAGGUACUAUUUAUGCUAUGCCUUCAGAAAAUGAAUUUGCAGCUGCAUGUAGCAAAGCCAAGACAUACUACACUGAUGAGGAGCCAACAAAAAAAUUCAAUGAUGGAGACUUCACUAGGAUGAUGUUUCUUGAUGGCUGCUUUAUUCUACAAUUCAUCAUUGAUUGUGUUCCGCCACAACAUAAGGAUGAUCAGCAGCAGAUCAGUAGUGGUCCUGAUCAAUCAACAUCGAAGAUGAAGAGUCAUGACAUGGCUUUCGUACGACGGGACUUAUUCUUGCUCGAGAAUCAACUCCCUUUUCACAUCCUGGAGUUGCUUAUGAGGGUCAAGUUUAAAGAUUCAGCUGAAGGGUUAAAAUGGAUGGAUAUGUUCAUCCAGCGGACAUGGGCAAAUCCUGCUGCACGAAAUACCUGUAAAGACAAGGUAAAAAAUUUCUUCAACAAGUUCAAUAGCCCAUCAGCAUCUGUAGCAUAUAAGAAAGCAGCAGCUGCAACAACUCCUCCUCCUCCUCCUCCUCAUCUUCUACACCUUAUGUGGGCAAAACUUAUCACCAAUGCUGAUGCGCAUGAUGCAACGGCAAAUAAGCAGAUUAAUGAGCAUCCAGAUGAUGCAACGGCAAAUAAGCAGAUUAAUGAGCAGCCAGAUGAUGCAACGGCAAAUAAGCAGAUUAAUGAGCAGUCAGAUGAUGCAAUGGCAAAUAAGCAGACUAAUGAGCAGUCAGAAGAUGCACCGAAUGGCAGUGAUUGGCACACUUAUCGCUCUGCCCAGGAGCUCAAGACGGCAGGGAUCCACUUCAAGCCCAGCGGAAGUCAUUGUUUCACAGAUGUCAAGUUUGAGCCUCAGCUUUACAAAUUAAAAGCCGUCCUAAGGCUUCCUCCAAUGACCAUUGAUGAUUCAACCAAGUCCUUGCUACUGAAUUUGGUAGCAUAUGAAAUGAGUCCCAGUGGACCGGACUGGAAUGGGGUCACUUCAUUCUUGUGUUUCAUCGAUUCACUCAUUGAUCUAGUGGAUGAUGUGAAGGAGCUGCGGCAUAAGGGCAUACUUCUCAACUUUCUUGGCAGCGACCAACAAGUGGCAGACCUCUUCAAUGAGAUAGCCAAUGAUUUAGUGCCCGACAGUGAUGCUUACAAAUCUAUUAAAAAGGAAAUUGAAGACCAUUAUAGGAACAAGGUAAAGGUCUGGCUUGCUGAAUGGCUGCACACUCAUUUUAGUACCCCUUGGACUCUCUUAGCUUUCAUUGCUGCAAUUUUUGCGCUUGUCCUAAGUUUCGUUCAGACUUACCUUGCUCUUUUUCCGCGUACAUGAUCAAACCUAGUUAUAGAUAUAUAUAUAGCAAUUAAGGUCAGUCCAUCUUAAGGUAUAGUUUGUUGGGUGCAAUAAAGAUUGCUUUCCCUCAAGGAGCAAUCUGCUGCUGCUAGCUAGAAUUCUGUUUUGUCUUUCUGUUGGCUCUUUGUUUGCUGUUGUUGGUUCUUUGUUUACUGCUGUUGGUUGUGGUUCUUCUCUAAAGCAAGCUAAUUUAUUUUUGCACACAAAUAAAAUAUGAUUGUGCAAGAAAUUAGUUGUUGGAAUGUAAUUAAUUAAAUUUGAAUAUGGUGUGUCCAACCUUGUUUGUUGUGGAAGAGCUAGCUCUCUCCUUUUCUUUUUCCUUGUA
Messenger RNA from Cornus florida, 1981 nucleotides. Its product is annotated as UPF0481 protein At3g47200-like. The coding region runs from base 67 to 1635 and encodes 522 amino acids. The transcript has a single exon. NCBI's taxonomy places the organism in Eukaryota, Viridiplantae, Streptophyta, Magnoliopsida, Cornales, Cornaceae. The record is from RefSeq and is a predicted model, not a curated record.